Molecule: messenger RNA, 3560 nt
Organism: Pimephales promelas (fathead minnow)
Lineage: Eukaryota; Metazoa; Chordata; Actinopteri; Cypriniformes; Leuciscidae
Gene: hoxb3a
Product: homeobox B3a
Biological process (GO): regulation of transcription by RNA polymerase II; embryonic skeletal system morphogenesis; anterior/posterior pattern specification
Cellular component (GO): nucleus
Molecular function (GO): DNA-binding transcription factor activity, RNA polymerase II-specific; RNA polymerase II cis-regulatory region sequence-specific DNA binding
Source: RefSeq, a predicted model, not a curated record
AGCAAGAGGCAAGCCGGCGCUGAGAACGUACUUCCUGGUAAUUUAAUAUACACCGGUAGAGUAAGAGAGGGAGCGAGAAAUGGGUCCUCUCUGCUAUAGUUGCCUGCUAAACAAUGUUACAAGAGGAUAAUAGUUCAACCACACAAGUGAAAGUGACUCGGAAAAAAAACCGUUCAGCUUCCGUUGUAGACCUUUAUCUUGUCCCGAGCGCCUGCAAUUAGCAUAAGUUUUCACUGGUGACGCUGUUUGAUGGGGAUUAACGCUUGAGCCUCUCACAUCCAGCCUGCUCCGUUAUUUCCAAUAGCUGGAAAGGCCUGGUGUUGGCUACAUACAAUAACCUAGCAAAAACGAGCAAAUAAUACCAGCAGACCCCGGGCCCCGACAUGAGACGGGGAGAUGUUUCGGCGAGUCGGGAGCCCACAUCGGAUUAUGAUGUUCAAUUUUGCGCCAUGAGGAAAAGGCGAGGGGAGAUUGAAGGCGAAAUCUGAGGCCAUUGUUAUCUGCGAGCAGGGCGUACCAGUCGACAGGGCGGCCAGGAGCAGUGCUGCCUGUCCAUUUGCAGCCCCCCUCGCAUACCUCAGAUCUUUAAUGCUAGACCGUCUCCCCCUUUCGCGAGCCGAGGGGAAUCGUCCAGCAGCGCCCGCACUCUGGCGCGGGGCAGCCGUGCUCGAGAUACCCGGCGUUUGACGCGCGCUGUCUGGCUGGAAUAUCGAAACUGGUAUGAGCUUUGGGCUUCUUUAUUGAUUGCAGCGUGUCCGACUGUGGAAAAUAUGAUGCCUGCCCGCGCGUCUCUCGUCAGAGGCUAAGGUCAGCUUCCAAGAGGCCAUUGGAAAGAGACCGUCACGUGACAUCUAGUGCCAAUGUUCUUCCAGAAGGUCGUCAGGACCCUGGUAGCCGGUAACUCGAUUUUUGGAAAUGCAGAAAACGACCUACUACGACAACUCGACACUUUUCGGAGGAUACUCAUACCAGGGGGCAAACGGUUUUGGCUAUGAUGCCCCGGCACCAGCCUUCCAGAACUCAGCGCAUCUUGAGGGUGACUACCAAAGGUCUGCAUGCUCCCUACAGUCGCUCGGCACCAGCGCACCCCCACAGCCUCAGCAUGCCAAGACGAAAGAGCUUAAUGGCAGCUGCAUGCGGCCCAGUCUGCCACCUGAACACCACCCACCCCCCCAGGUUUCCCCUCCUCAGAACGCUGUAAACGUUGCUGCCUCAAAUGCCACCCAGCAGCCAGGCAGUAGCGGUGGUGGCGGGGCUGGCGGCGGGGGCACAGCCAAAUCGUCAUCCAAGUCGUCUUCUCUGGCCCCAAACCCAACUCUCACGAAGCAAAUCUUUCCUUGGAUGAAGGAGUCACGUCAGAACACCAAGCAAAAAAACAGCUCCCCUAGUGCAAGCUCAGCUAACGCGGAGAGCAGCGGUGGUGAGAAAAGCCCUCCGGGUUCUGCAGCUUCCAAGAGAGCACGCACCGCUUACACCAGCGCUCAGCUGGUGGAGCUCGAGAAGGAGUUUCACUUCAACCGAUACCUGUGCCGGCCGAGGCGCGUGGAGAUGGCCAAUCUGCUCAACCUUAGCGAGCGGCAGAUCAAGAUUUGGUUCCAGAACAGGCGGAUGAAGUACAAGAAAGAUCAAAAGUUGAAAGGCAUCGGCUCGUCCUCAGGGGGGCCGUCUCCCACAGGAAGCCCACCUCUUCCAAUGCAGUCCUCAUCUGGUUUCAUGAACUCUAUGCACUCAAUGGGCAGUUAUGACGCUCCUUCCCCACCAUCUUUUAACAAGCCCCAUCAAAAUGCAUAUGCCAUGUCAACAGCCUAUCAGAACCCAAUGAAAGGUUGCCCACCCCAACAGAAGUAUGGAAACACUGCACCGGAUUAUGACCCACAUGGGCUACAGGGUAACAGUGGCACCUACGGGACACCAAACAUGCAGGGUAGCCCCGUGUAUGUGGGAGGUAGCUAUGUUGAUGCCAUGCCUGCCACUGGGCCUUCUAUGUAUGGCCUCAAUCACCUACCACACCACCAGUCGGCAAGCAUGGACUACAACGGUGCCACACAGAUGUCGGCAAACCAGCACCAUGGACCGUGUGACCCACAUCCGACAUACACGGAUCUGUCUGCGCACCAUCCUUCUCAGGGUAGAAUCCAAGAAGCACCCAAGUUGACUCAUCUGUAGCAGGUUUGGACAAAUAAUAAUAAAAAAAUGAAAGGAAGACAAAAUGAAACAGACUAACCCAUGGGGCGAUGCAAUGGGGUUGAAAAAGAUGAUCCAGUGGUUUCUUGCCAUGACUAGAACACCGGUUUAUGUCAAUGUUGUCCUUCCAUUCAUACGUGAACAUACCUGAAUUUAGUAUCCAUAGGUCUAAAUACCCCUUUAAAACGAUACACGGAAAAGUGUAAAAGUGAAAAGUGGCUAGUUUAUGCCAAGGAAUAGACUGUCUAGCUGUAUGACCUCAUUACAUUAUCUUAAAUGUUUGUGUACUUCUUCAGCAUUGUCUGUGCAUUCCUCACACUUUGGAGAGUGGUACGGUAUGCCCUACAUUUAAACUUACUGGUGCAAGAAAACCACUGGAUUGUUUUCGUCCACUACCCUUAUUUCACAUACCUCUUUUUUUAAAACGUCACACAAAUGUCAAUUUUUUAUUAACUUGUUCCCAAAACUGCAGCAGAGUGGCACCUUGUCUUUAGCAAGACGGUGAUAAAGAUAUUCAUCUCUUUUAAGUGCGUUAUACACUAUGCUACCUAUUACUAUUGAUGAGAAGUAAAUAUAAUUUUGUUAUGGCUUUGACACAGGGUAAAAAAGAAGAGUUGAGAAUACUAGUAAAUUAAAGCUCAUUCCCUCAACUCGCUGUCCCCUCCCUCUUCCCCUCCCUCCCUCCCUCCCUUCCCCAGUUCUCUAUCUUUCCCAAUCUUUGGGUUCGCCUACAUUAGUCCAAACUAAUAUAAAAGUCCCACAUUUUCUCAUAUCUUGACUUAACGUGGAAACAGGGUAUAUUUGAACAAAAAUGCAUGUCCGGGAAACCAAGCUACAGCGCAGACGUAUCUGUUUACGCCUAAUGCGCUCUGGUCUGGGCAUCAUUGUUGCACUUAGAGUUUACAUUUAAUGGGUGAGGAAGAAAAGUAAAUCUUAUUUUGAAUCGGAAGACCUUCAAUCAGCGUCUUUCGCUAAGUGUGUUCAAGUGAACAUUCAUAAAUAUAUAUUUAUUUGUUAUAGCCAGUUUAAAUACUUUCUUUUUUGUAUUAUUUAUCCCCAUGUAUUUAUAUCGAUAAAAUGUACUUUUUUAGUAUCUACCUGUUAUAAAAAGACGCUGUGUUCUUGUCAUUGUAACAAAUUAAUUUUUAGUUCUUGUAUUUUAGAGAUAUGUAGGUUUAUGUUACCCUUGUAUAAAUAAUGUCUUGACUUGUACAGGGGGCGCAAGAACGGAAUCAAACCGUUCCCGCAUAGUCGAGAAUUAGACGAAAUAUAGCGAAACAUUUUGAGAACUUCAUUUGUCCUUUGUAACUACUUUUAUUUCCUUGUUAAGAGUUGGUUGUUGAACAAUUCUUUAAUAAAAUGUUAUGUUAUUCAUU